Megalobrama amblycephala (Wuchang bream) is the source of this 12976-nucleotide messenger RNA. RefSeq names its product inositol 1,4,5-trisphosphate receptor, type 1b (gene itpr1b). Lineage: Eukaryota; Metazoa; Chordata; Actinopteri; Cypriniformes; Xenocyprididae. The transcript is spliced from 61 exons. Gene Ontology annotation, cellular component: endoplasmic reticulum; membrane. The record is from RefSeq and is a predicted model, not a curated record. Gene Ontology annotation, molecular function: inositol 1,4,5 trisphosphate binding; inositol 1,4,5-trisphosphate-gated calcium channel activity. Gene Ontology annotation, biological process: calcium ion transmembrane transport. Bases 225 to 8420 code for a protein of 2731 amino acids.
GGGCGGAGCUUCAGGGCUCAUGUGGAGGUGGUGAGAAAGCGGACAAGUGCGGACAAAAUCCAACUGGCAGCUAGACGCCGCGAUUUUCAAUUGGGGGACUUUCGCAUAUCAUGGAAUUAUACGAGGAAUCCCAGCUGGAGCAGUUUUGCCGCUGAGCACAUCGCCACUGUUUUAUUCCCGACACGGUCUCCUUCUGAAGAAGGCACACCGCGAAGUGGAGCAAAAUGUCGGACAAAAUGUCCAGUUUCCUCCACAUCGGGGACAUCUGCUCCCUGUAUGCGGAGGGGUCCACCAAUGGAUUUAUCAGCACUUUAGGUCUGGUGGAUGACCGCUGUGUGGUGCAACCAGAAUCUGGGGACCUAAACAACCCUCCUAAGAAGUUUCGAGACUGUCUGUUCAAGUUGUGUCCAAUGAACAGGUACUCAGCACAGAAACAGUUCUGGAAAGCAGCAAAACCUGGUGGAAACAGCACCACAGACACUGUACUACUCAACAAACUACACCAUGCUGCUGAUCUAGAGAAGAAACAGAAUGAAUCAGAAAACCGGAAGCUGCUGGGAACGGUGAUACAGUACGGAAACGUUAUUCAGCUGUUGCAUUUAAAAAGCAAUAAGUACCUUACUGUGAAUAAACGACUGCCUGCUUUGCUGGAGAAGAACGCCAUGCGUGUGACGCUGGACUCAGCUGGAAACGAGGGCUCCUGGUUCUACAUACAGCCCUUUUACAAACUCCGCUCCAUAGGAGACAGUGUUGUGAUUGGGGAUAAAGUGGUCUUGAAUCCAGUAAACGCAGGACAGCCUCUGCACGCCAGCAGCCAUCAGUUGGUGGACAAUCCUGGCUGCAACGAGGUGAACUCAGUGAACUGCAACACUAGCUGGAAGAUUGUUUUAUUUAUGAAAUGGAGUGACAACAAGGAAAUCAUUCUUAAAGGGGGUGACGUGGUUCGGCUGUUCCAUGCCGAGCAGGAGAAGUUUCUCACUUGCGAUGAACACAGGAAGAAGCAACAUGUGUUCUUGCGAACCACUGGCCGCCAGUCCGCCACCUCUGCCACCAGCAGCAAAGCAUUGUGGGAAGUGGAGGUGGUUCAGCAUGACCCGUGUCGUGGUGGCGCUGGCUACUGGAAUAGUCUUUUCAGGUUUAAACACUUGGCCACAGGAAGCUACCUGGCAGCAGAGGUGAGUGAGGUGUGUUCUACUAGCUCGGGAUCCUCUCUCAGCUGUUCCCAGAUCAGCACUAACAUCUCUCGCUGGGUUAAUCCUGACUAUGAGGAAGAGUCACAGGAAUCACGUUCAUCUGUGGCGGAUUUUUCACCCUUUAACUUCCAGCUGGACUCAGAACAUGACGCUCUGCGAGCACGUCUGCGCACGCCCAAUGAGAAGGUCAUGUACACCCUCGUGUCCGUCCCUGAUGGCAAUGACAUCUCCUCCAUAUUUGAGCUAGAUCCGACCACCCUCAGAGGAGGAGACUCCCUCGUACCAAGGAACUCUUAUGUAAGACUGAGGCACCUGUGCACCAACACAUGGGUCCACAGCACCAAUAACCCCAUCGACAAAGAGGAGGAGAAGCCGGUUAUGUUACGGAUUGGCACAUCGCCUGUCAAAGAAGAUAAAGAGGCCUUCGCCAUUGUGCCAGUCCCUCCAGCUGAGGUGAGGGACCUAGACUUUGCCAAUGAUGCCAGUAAAGUGUUGGCAUCCAUCGCUGGCAAACUGGAGAAGGGCACAAUCACCCAGAAUGAAAGAAGGUUUGUCACUAAGCUUCUAGAAGACCUUGUGUUUUUUGUGGUGGACAUUCCUAACAAUGGACAGGAUGUGUUGGAGAUCAUGGUCAAUAAACCCAACCGUGAACGGCAGAAACUCAUGAGAGAGCAGAAUAUCUUGAAACAAAUCUUCAAGCUGCUUCAGGCCCCAUUCACAGACAGCGGUGAUGGUCCCAUGUUGCGUCUGGAGGAGUUGAGUGACCAGAGACACGCCCCCUUCAGGCACAUCUGCAGGCUGUGCUACCGUGUGCUGCGACAUUCACAGCAGGACUACAGGAAGAACCAGGAAUACAUCGCCAAGCAGUUCCGCUUCAUGCAGAAACAGAUCGGCUACGACGUGUUGGCUGAGGAUACGAUAACGGCCCUCCUCCACAACAACCGCAAACUCUUGGAGAAGCACAUCACGGCAGCAGAAAUUGACACAUUUGUCAGCCUUGUGAGGAAAAAUCGUGAACCAAGGUUUCUGGACUACCUGUCCGAUCUGUGUGUGUCCAUGAACAAGUCCAUCCCAGUAACUCAGGAGCUGAUCUGCAACGCCGUGCUGAACCCUGCCAAUGCUGACAUCCUUAUUGAGACCAAGCUGGUGCUGUCACGGUUUGAGGUCGAGUCUGGAGAGGGUCCCGUGGAGUCAGAGGAGGAUGAGGAGGAAGUGUGGUUGUUUUGGAAGGACAGCGGUAAGGAGAUCAAGAGUAAGAGUGUCAGAGAGCUGGCUCAGGAUGCCAAAGAAGGACAGAAAGAGGACCAGGAGGUCAUUAGCUACUACAGAUACCAACUGAACCUGUUUGCACGGAUGUGUUUGGACCGCCAGUACUUGGCCAUUGAGAAAAUAUCAGGUCAGCUGGAUGUGGACCUGAUACUGCGCUGCAUGUCAGAUGAAGACCUGCCCUAUGACCUCCGUGCCUCGUUCUGCCGAUUGAUGCUUCACAUGCACGUGGACCGUGACCCUCAGGAACAGGUCAUGCCUGUGAAAUAUGCCAGGCUGUGGUCCGAGAUCCCGUCCAAAAUCGCUAUCGAUGAUUAUGAUAACGAUGGAACCAGCAGAGACGAGAUAAAGGAACGCUUUUCUCUCACGAUGGAUUUUGUGGAGAACUAUCUCAGAGAUGUGGUCUGUCAAAACAUUCCUUUCUCUGAUAAAGAGAAAAACAAACUCACUUUUGAGGUUGUGAAUUUAGCAAGAAACCUCAUUUACUUUGGAUUUUACAACUUCAGCGACUUGUUGCGUUUGACCAAGAUCCUGUUGGCCAUUUUGGACUGCGUUCACGUCAGCACUAUCUAUCCCAUCAACAAAAUGGAAAAAGGAGACGAGUCCAAAAGUAGCAAUGUUAUGAAAUCCAUACAUGGCGUUGGGGAGCUGAUGACGCAGGUGGUUCUAAGAGGGGGUGGAUUCUUACCAACAACCCCCACAACACCCCCAGACGGUGACGUGGUUAAGGCCCAGACAGAACCAGAGAAAGAAGACAUUCUGGUGAUGGACACCAAACUAAAGAUCAUAGAGAUCCUGCAGUUUAUUCUGAAUGUACGACUGGACUACAGGAUCUCCUGCUUGUUGUGCAUCUUCAAAAGAGAGUUUGACGAGAGCAACAUGCAAACGGAUGCAACGCCAGCUGCAAAUGCCGAUGGGCCCAACAGUAUCCCAGCUCUGGACUUUGAGAACAUUGAAGAGCAAGCUGAAGGAAUCUUUGGUGGAAGUGAGGAGAACACACCUCUGGAUCUUGAUGACCAUGGUGGCAGAACAUUUUUGAGGGUUCUGCUGCACCUUACCAUGCAUGACUAUCCACCGCUUGUGUCUGGAGCGCUACAUCUGCUCUUCAGGCACUUCAGUCAGAGACAAGAAGUGCUCAUGGCUUUCAAACAGGUUCAGCUUCUAGUGACCAGUCAGGACGUAGACAACUACAAGCAGAUCAAAUCGGACCUUGACCAGCUGCGAUCUAAUGUGGAAAAAUCUGAGCUCUGGGUUUACAAGCGUCAGGGUGAUGAAGGCAUGGAUGCAGGGGACGGACUCCCGGCAGAGUCUGACCACAAAAAGAAGAGGGACUCGGGUUCAGACAAAAAAAAGACAGAAGGAAAUGGCAGUGACAAUUACAGAGACGUCAAGGAGAUCCUCCUGCGUCUUAGCAAGCUGUGUGUGCAGGAAGGACCGUCAGGGAAGAAGAGUAAGAAACAGCAGCAGAGGCUGUUGAGGAACAUGGGAGCUCAUUCAGUGGUGCUUGAGCUGCUGCAGAUCCCUUAUGAGAAGGGUGAGGACGUCCGAAUGCAAGAGAUCAUGAAACUGGCUCACGAGUUUCUUCAGAACUUUUGCGCAGGCAACCAGCAGAACCAGGCCCUGCUCCACAAACACAUCAACCUUUUCCUCAAUCCUGGGAUCUUGGAGGCCAUCACGAUGCAGCACAUAUUCAUGAACAACUUUCAGCUGUGCAGUGAGAUGAACGAGCGGGUCGUGCAGCACUUCGUCCACUGCAUAGAGACCCACGGCAGGCACGUGCAGUACCUGAAGUUCCUGCAGACCAUCGUCAAGGCAGAGAACAAGUUUAUCAAGAAAUGCCAGGAUAUCGUAAUGGCUGAGUUGGUGAACUCUGGGGAGGAUGUUUUGGUCUUUUAUAAUGACCGGGCCUCCUUCCAGACCCUGGUCCAGAUGAUGCGUUCAGAGCGCGACCGGAUGGAUGAAAAUAGCCCCCUCAUGUACCACAUCCAUCUGGUGGAGCUGCUGGCCGUCUGCACGGAGGGCAAAAACGUCUACACUGAGAUCAAAUGCAACUCCUUGCUGCCGUUGGAUGAUAUUGUCCGUGUGGUCACGCACAAAGACUGCAUUCCUGAGGUUAAAAUUGCUUAUAUCAACUUCCUGAACCAUUGCUACGUGGACACAGAGGUCGAAAUGAAGGAGAUCUACACCAGCAACCAUAUGUGGAAGCUCUUUGAGAACUUUCUGGUUGACAUAUGCAGGGUCUGCAACAAUACAAGCGACCGCAAACACGCUGACACGACGUUAGAAAGCUACGUGACCGAAACCGUAAUGAGUAUUGUGACGACAUUUUUCAGCUCUCCUUUCUCCGACCAGAGCACUAGUUUACAGACCCGGCAGCCUGUGUUUGUGCAGCUCCUGCAGGGGGUUUUCAGAGUUUACCACUGUAACUGGCUCGUUCCCGCUCAGAAAGCCUCAGUGGAGAGCUGCAUUAAGGUUCUGUCUGAUGUGGCCAAGAGCAGAGCGAUCGCCAUCCCGGUGGAUUUGGACAGCCAGGUGAAUAACCUGUUUGUGAAGUCCAACAAUGUGGUACAGAAGACCCUCCUCAAUUGGAGGAUGUCCGCUCGCAACGCAUCCAGAAGGGACUCGACGCUCACGACUUCCAAAGAUUACAGGAACAUCAUUGAGAGGCUGCAGGACAUAGUGUCUGCUCUGGAGGAUCGUCUGCGGCCUCUGGUUCAAGCUGAGCUCUCAGUGUUGGUGGACGUACUACACCGCCCGGAGCUGCUCUUUCCUGAGAACACAGAUGCCCGACGGAAGUGCGAGAGCGGAGGCUUCAUCUCAAAAUUAAUAAAACACACUAAACAACUUUUAGAGGAGAACGAGGAACGUUUGUGUAUAAAAGUUUUGCAGACGCUUCGAGAAAUGAUGACGAAAGACCGUGGCUAUGGGGAGAAGCUAAUUGCCUUUGAUGAUGAGCUGGAUGUGGCUGAGCUUGCACCCCCACCAGAACCAGAGGUCCUAGCAGAGGAGUUUGAUCCAAACCAGCCACAGAAGCAACUGGAGGAUCAGAGAAGGAGUGAAGCUUUGAGGCAAGUCCUGGUAAACCGUUACUAUGGCAACUUCAAGCCGGGAGGCAGGCGAGACAGUUUGACCAAUUUCAGCAACGGGCCGCUCACCCCUGUGGGACAGACUAAGACUCCUGCAGUGGUUGGUGGGGGUUCAGCAGGCGGUCGAGGGGAGAUAAGCCUGGCGGAGGUUCAGUGUCAUCUGGAUAGGGAGGGUGCGUCUGACCUGGUCAUUGACCUCAUCAUGAACGCCACAAGUGACCGAAUCUUCCAGGAAAGUAUCCUGCUGGCCAUCGCUCUGCUGGAGGGAGGAAACCCUGUCAUACAGCGGUCGUUUUUCUGCCGUCUGACAGGUGACAAUAAGUCAGAGAAGUUCUUUAAAGUGUUUUACGAGCGGAUGAAGCUGGCCCAGCAAGAGAUUAAGGCAACUGUGACGGUGAACACCAGCGAUCUGGGCAGCAAGCCUAAAGACGAGGACACCAACGAGACCAAGGAGACCCAAACACGCAAGAAAGUCAAGUGUGUUGCAGUAGUAACCGAAGAUGUGCGGGAGCAACUUAUUGAAGCUUCUACGGCCACUAAGAAGGCAAUCACUGCUUACCGAAGGGAGGCGGACGCAGACGAGCAUCUGAAUGUGGUGGAGGGGCAGGCCAGCACGGGUGAAAAGAACCAGGACGACAACGAGAUGAGCGUGAUCAUAACGAUCAUGCAGCCAAUCCUGCGCCUCAUGCAGCUGCUCUGUGAAAACCACAACCGUGAACUGCAGAACUUCCUUCGCUGUCAGAACAACAAAAACAACUACAACCUGGUGUGUGAGACUCUGCAGUUCCUGGAUUGUAUAUGUGGCAGCACUACGGGAGGCCUGGGGCUGCUGGGACUCUAUAUUAACGAGAAGAACGUCGCUCUCAUAAACCAGACUGUGGAGAGCCUGACAGAAUACUGCCAGGGCCCUUGCCAUGAAAACCAGAACUGUAUUGCCACACAUGAAUGUAACGGUAUCGACAUCAUCAUCGCUCUCAUCCUCAAUGACAUCAACCCUCUCGGCAAGAAGAGGAUGGACUUGGUGCUGGAGCUCAAGAAUAAUGCUUCAAAACUGCUACUGGCCAUCAUGGAAAGCCGACAUGACAGCGAGAACGCAGAGAGGAUUUUGUAUAACAUGAGGCCUAAAGAACUGGUGGAGGUGAUCAAAAAGGCCUACAUGCAGGGAGAAAUUGAGGUAGAACACAACGAUGAUGAUGACCAGGGUGAGGAAGAGCAUGCCGCUUCUCCUCGAAAUGUGGGUCACAACAUCUACAUCCUGGCCCAUCAGCUAGCCAGACACAACAAGGAACUCCAGGCCAUGCUGAAGCCAGGAGGGACGUACGGGGAGGGAGAUGAAGCUUUGGAGUACUAUGCCAAACACACAGCGCAAAUUGAGAUCGUCCGUCUGGAUCGCACAAUGGAGCAGAUUGUAUUUCCCGUCCCCAACAUAUGCGAAUUCCUAACCCAGGAGUCCAAGCUCCGCGUCUAUUACACCACGGAGCGUGACGAGCAGGGCAGCAAGAUCAACGACUUCUUCUUGCGCUCCGAAGACCUCUUCAAUGAGAUGAACUGGCAGAAGAAGCUGCGAGGUACUCAAGAGGCCACUGGUAACGCAAACUCCGUGCCUUCUCAGCCUAUCCUGUACUGGUGUUCCCGUAACAUGUCCUUUUGGAGCAGCAUCUCCUUUAAUCUCGCUGUCCUCAUGAACCUGUUGGUAGCAUUCUUCUAUCCACUGGAAGGAGUACGUGGAGGCACCCUGGAGCCACACCUCUCUGCUCUGCUGUGGGCGGCAAUGUUGGUUUCACUGGCCAUAGUUAUUGUUCUGCCCCAGCCUCACGGGAUUCGGGCACUCAUCGCUUCCACCAUAUUACGCCUCAUCUUUUCGGUCGGCCUGGAGCCCACCCUGUUCCUUCUCGGGGCCUUUAACGUGGGCAAUAAAGUGAUUUUUCUAAUGAGUUUUGUGGGAAAUCGCGGUACGUUCACAAGAGGAUACAAGGCCAUGAUCAUGGACGUGGAGUUCCUGUAUCAUCUGCUGUACCUCAUUAUAUGCAGCCUUGGAGUUUUUGUUCAUGUGUUCUUCUACAGCUUGCUUCUCUUUGACCUGAUCUACCGAGAGGAGACGCUGUUAAACGUCAUCAAGAGCGUAACCAGGAAUGGCCGCUCGAUCGUUUUGACCGCUGUCCUGGCUCUCAUCCUGGUCUACCUCUUCUCAAUCGUUGGAUACAUCAUCUUUAAGGAUGACUUCAUCCUGACCGUGGACAGGAUAUCCAAUAAAACUCUUGAGCAAUCCGCUAGUAAGAUGGGAGAUUUCCUGGCAGGCGCAGUUUGUCGGAAAGAGGAGAACUGUUCUACAGAGACCAUGAUGGAUGCUGUGGGAGUGCAGCCGGCUGCUGUCGUGAUUGAGGAUAAGGAGAGGACGUGCGACUCACUGCUCAUGUGUAUCGUCACCGUGUUGAGCCACGGCCUGCGGAGUGGCGGUGGGGUCGGAGAUGUUCUGCGGAAACCUUCUAAAGAGGAGCCUCUGUUUGCAGCUCGUGUGAUCUAUGACCUCCUCUUCUUCUUUAUGGUCAUCAUUAUCGUUCUCAACCUCAUUUUUGGGGUCAUCAUUGACACUUUUGCUGACCUCAGAAGUGAAAAGCAGAAGAAAGAGGAGGUUCUGAAAACGACUUGCUUUAUUUGUGGUUUGGAGAGGGACAAGUUUGAUAACAAAACAGUGACGUUUGAGGAGCACAUUAAGGUUGAGCACAACAUGUGGCAUUAUCUCUUCUUCAUCGUGCUUGUGAAAGUGAAAGACUCCACGGAGUUCACAGGGCCUGAGAGCUAUGUGGCCGAAAUGAUCCGGAUUUCAAGAGCAGACUCUGCGGUGCAGUGUUUGCUGCAAUACAGGACUGAUUAGAGAUAACGACGUGUGCCUCUGUGAUGACGAUGACGAAACCGGCUGACAGCUGGGCUCCAUGCACAGACGACAAUGUUUGUGGGCGGAGGUAAACACAAACCUCAACAUCUGUGGCAGCAGGAAGUGAGUGCACACGCACUCCUCUCUUGUUCUCAGAAUGAGUGAGAGCAUUACCUGUGAUUUUCCCCUGCGCCUGAGUGGAACUGUCUGUCUGAAGUGUGUGCGCACGACCCGUCUGAGAUUUCAGAGGCAAAGGGGACUUCUCUGCUCUCUACACCUGCAGCCUAAACGACCUCGUCUCUCUUUCUGUCUCACACGCGCAUGCAUACAAGUGUGAAGCUGAUAAAAUUAUAUAUGCAUGAAGUUUUUUCCCCCCCAACGCUUUAGGUUAAAGUUUAUAUAAAUAUUUAAGGUAAAGUGUUUAUUUUUAGAUGUUAUGACUAAUCACCGUUUUCUAUGGAAUCCGGCUUCUGCCUCAGUAAAAAUAAAAUGUGUGACUUAAAUUUUGUCUCACAUCUUUAUUCUGAAGCAGAAACAAGCUUUUUUUUGUAUAAAACAACUUUCUCCUAAUAUGGAUAGACAAAUAUAAGUGAGCUGUUUGUGACUUCCCAAAAUGUAUAAAACUUGCUCUGUUUGCUUUGUUUAUUCGAGUGGCCGAGCAUUUCAUUUAGUGGCUUAACCAAUGAGGCGCGACUAUCUGUUUAAUCGACCACUGGGGGAAACUGGGGAAACCUGCUUAAAAACAAAUUAAGGUUUCAUGCUAGAAACCAGCAACAAAAAUAGCUCAACGUUCCAAAAAACUAAACUUUUUCCUUUUUUUUUCCAAUUUAAAUUCAGUGUCAGAGUCUUUUUUUGGCAUCGCUAUAUCAAGAAAAAAGCUUAAAUAUUCCCUAAAAGUUUGCUUAAACUGCUAUGUUUUCAUAAUCACGUUUAAUUGUAAUUUUCCGAAAAAAAGGUUAUUUGUAGAUAAUGUUUUUUCUUUUUACCAAAUAUUUUUUGAAAGUCUGAAAGUCUCAUUAAAUAAUUUAUUUAAAUUAUAAAAAAAAAUAAAAAAAAUAUAACUGAGCCAUUUAUUGGUUGACUUUCCUGUAUAAAACUUCUUUGUUGCUUUCAGAAACAUCGCUUUGUUUAUUUGAGUGGCCCAAAAUGUCAUUUUAUGGCUUAACCAAUGCUGUUACUUUGAGGCGGGGCUAUCUGUUUAAUUGACCAAUGGCAGACGAGGGGAGUAUUCAGGAAACCUACAUGAAAACAGUCAUCACUAGAGGCACUUUAAAUAGUCCCACGGUGUGCUAAAACAUUCCAAGUAUUCCAUGCAGUCUCUCUAGUAAUAACUUCAUGCACAGUUGUUAUAAAUAGAAAGAAUGCUUUUUAAAAUAGUUUUAGAUGUUGUGCAGCAUGUCACGGCAGUUAUGUCAUGUUAAUUGCUGGAGGAACUCGCUGACUUUAUAGAACAUGUUCGCUGCAUUCACAAAGCUCUCGAGCCUGAACUUGUCUGUCUGCAGGCCGAGUUCAUUUUAAAAACACUGAUGUUUUUGUGUAUUUAUGUGCAAGCAGUCCAGCUUUGGGGAGAAAAGGAAAUGCAUGACUAGAGAAUGAAGUGUCCUUUGGCCGUUCUCCCUCCAGUGUUCUGUAAUGUGACUAUCACUUUUUCCCUGCUUCUGUUAGAAUCCCUCUCAUCCUUAUUAGGAGCUGCAUCUGACCUCUCCCACCAGCCAGAAGUCAGACAUUCCGCAAUCGCAUUUGGCUCGGGUCCGAGCUCGUACUCCCGCUGCUGUCUAUGAUCGCUUGUUGUACUAUAAACCAUUUUGAGAUAUUGCAACAAAAGGACAUGGAUUUCUCAUUAAGAACUGUUUGUACUGGUCACAGCCCAUUAAAAUCACUGAGGAAAAAAGUAAAAAAUACACUUUGUACAUUUUCUUGCCUGUGCAAAACUCACAGCCAUGCUACAGUAAGUUGUUCUGGGUGCUUGCCAGAAUGUUGCUAUGCAAUUGCUAAGGUAUUAUAAACGGUUUUUAGUGUGUUAUUGUGUAAUUGUUGGGGUGUCUGGGUGGUAUCUAGGGAGUUGCUAUGCAUUUGCUAAGAUGUUCUAAAUAGUUGAUAAAACAUACUUGGAAUGUGCUAAUGCAUGCUAGAAACAUGCUAGCAAUGUGCUAAAUCAUACUUGCAACAUGCUAGAACAUGCCAGCAAUGUGUUAAAACAUGCUAGCAACAUGUUAAAACAUGCUAGAAAUGUGUUAAAUCAUGCUAGCAAAAUGCUAAAACAGACAAGCAAUGUGCUAAUUCAUGUUAGAAACAUAACAUGCUAAGUUAUGCGAGAAACAUGCUAGCAAUGUGUUAAAUCAUGUUAAAACAUGUUAGCAUUGUGCUAAUUCAUGUUAGCUUCAUGUUAAAAUGCUAACAAAGUGUUAAAUAAUGUUAGAAACAUGCUAGCAACAAUCUAAAACAUGUUAGCAACAUGUUCUCUAUCUAUCAAUAUUUCUAGCUUCUAAAACUACUAAACUAAGACUUUUAGUUUUAGCUUUUUAAACUACUUCAAACUUUCUGGCUAGGCUUUCUCAAGCCAACACAAAAUUUGUCUUGAUGAACUUUUUUAAUCUAGUUAAUGUGGUGUUAUGCAGUUGUUUGCCAUAGAAGAGCAAUACUAAUACAGUUUAUUAUAUUAUAUUAUAUAUUUAUAUAUUAUGAAAUAAAUUAUUUGAAGACCAUAUUAGUUUAAGGUAAAUUUUCAUAUAUUUUUCACAUUUUUUUAAACACUUUUAAGAAUAGUAUUUUAGUCUGUGGCAUGUGGCAUAUUUCCACAUAUCCCCAUACUGUAUUCUUUUCAUGCCAUCUAUGAGGUUGUUUUUGGCUGUUUUCUCUAUCUGAGGUCAUUGUUAUGCUAGAAAACAAAUAGCAUUACCUCAAGUCCACUCCUGCUUUCAUCUUGCAAUUGGACACUGAUUUUAGAGUUUUGCUUUAUUAAAUUAGUGUGUGCAAUGUAAAAUAUUUCAUUAAAGAGGAUAGUAGUUUCCCCCUUGUUAAAUAAUUGUAGGCCACUUAGGGAGGUUUUGAAGCACUUAUCUGAGGGUGAAGCUGUCCUCAUGCUCAUGUGACUUUGAUACUGUGUUUCCUUUGCUGUAAUCAUAUUACACAUAGGGAAUUUUGUCUGAUGUAAGCACACACUUUCUUAUAAACGGAUAGACAAGGAGGGAAUGUGAGGUGGAGGAGGAUGACAUGAUUUCAAGGACCCCAUUAGUCAGGGUCUGAUUUCAAAUGGUUUGCUCCAUGUGGAUGGUGGGAAAUCUAAGGGCUGGGGUUUAAAAAAAAAAUGGUUUGGAAAAGAAUCUGAGUAAUUAAUUAAAUCAUACAACAGACACUGAAUAAUGCUUCAAUUGUUAGUUCAGUAGUUCAUAUACAGUGACCCCAACAAAUCAGACUUGCAUUCAAUAACAAAAUAUCAAAUAAGAAAAUUGUGCAGUGUUUUUCAGUGGAUGAAUGAAGUCAUUGUCCCUCAAAUUCACACAGGUGUCCUAGCAGAGUAACUGCAGUUGGAGGUCAUCAUAUGAAUAUGAACAUGCUGUAUGAUUUUUAUCAACUAACUAGAAAGUAUCACAAUACUUUUUUUUUUUUUUGGUCAUAUUAUUCAACAAAAUACUGACUGAAUUAUUAAUUUAAAAAGCCUAACAAACUUUCCAAAUACUUUACAUUUGUACAUUUUAAAGAUACACUACUGUUCAAAAGUUUGGCGUUGGUAAGAUUUCUUAAAGGGGACCUAUUACGCAAAAUUCACUUUUAUAAGGUGUUUGAACACAGAUGUGUGUAAACAACCGGCCUAUAAUGGUAAAUAUCCACUCUCUCCUUUUUUUAUAAUCCCCAUAAAUCAUAAACAGCGUCUCCAAACAAGCGGUUCCAGAUUCAUGAAGCCCCGCCCAUGACUGGCAAGGGAAUUAGCUUAGCUCCUCCCCUGAGUGAGCUGUACACAGUUUGGCAUGUUUAUCUCCUCGCCAGAUCAUUUAAUAGCAGCAUUCAAGUAAGAGAUGUAUUCUUAAAGUUAAUCAAGAGCAGUGAAUUUAUUUAUUUAUUUAUUUUUUUUGGUUCAUAUUAACAGCAUCCAGCAGUAUACUGUAAUUACGCUGCUGUCACUUUAAUACACAGAUCUAAUAUACACAUGUGAUUUCUUUCCCUGCUGUUUACGUUCACAGACAUAACCAACUGUGUUUUUGUGAACUUUGUGUAUUUGACAGUUUAAGUGCAAUAAGAUGGGAAAGAGAACUUAGUGCAAUACUCACGGGAUGCGCCGUCUAACAGCCAGAAAACCAUAUAUCAGAAGUUUAAACUGUUAAGACUUUUAAAAUGAUGGUGAUGAAGAACUGCAAUGUCAUGUGAGUGUGACCGCAAUAGAGAUGAUAAUCAAAACCAAACAGAUGUUUUGUUAGUUUUUGUCAAAGUAUCUGUGGCAUGAGUUUUAAAGGCUCCGCCCUCUUCUGGAAAGCAGGGUGGGGAGCAGCAGCUCAUUUGCAUUUAAAGAUACAUGCACGAAAACGGCGUGUUUUUCCUUCCACUCAAAAAGGGGCAUU